Chironomus riparius is the source of this 559-nucleotide messenger RNA. Lineage: Eukaryota; Metazoa; Arthropoda; Insecta; Diptera; Chironomidae. The record is from the annotation of a GenBank genome assembly.
CAAAUGAAUUUUUUAAGAAUUUUAUAUUUUUUUAUUCUUUAUAAAACUCUCGGAAUCAAAAUUUCUUAUUUGCCUGCUGCUAUGGACCCUUCAUCUGAUGAAUACUCAUCACCUGCUUUUUACACUUGUACAAUGACUCAAGAAGAGAUGGAAGAAUUGGAAGUUCCUUCAAAUAUUUCGUGUGAAAGUUGCGUCAUCUGCAUAUCAAAUCUUAAUUUAGAUACUGACAGAUUAAGGUUGCUGCCUUGUGAGCAUGUUUUUCAUGAGAGCUGCUUAUUUAAUUGGCUGAAAAUGCACGCGAUUUGUCCACUUUGCAGGCAUGUUUUGAAGGAUAACACAAACAUUGUAUCACAAGAUCAAGUGGAUGGUUGGAGAACGUUCCUUCAUAGUCCAAAUUCUCUGUCGAUUGAAAACAUUCUUCCAGGAACUGACUUUUAUACGGGACCAUCAGCAAAUACUCGAUCUCAAAUCGAACGUCGGCUAUAGUUCAAUUAUUAAAUUAAAUAUUUUAGGAUUUACGGUCAAAAUAAUCUUUAAUAAAAAUUGGAUGUCUCUUGGU